Messenger RNA from Saccharomyces paradoxus, 4713 nucleotides. It is a transcript of the gene SIN3, whose product is annotated as transcriptional regulator SIN3. The transcript has a single exon. Gene Ontology annotation, molecular function: transcription corepressor activity. The record is from RefSeq and is a predicted model, not a curated record. The coding region runs from base 1 to 4713 and encodes 1570 amino acids. NCBI's taxonomy places the organism in Eukaryota, Fungi, Ascomycota, Saccharomycetes, Saccharomycetales, Saccharomycetaceae. Gene Ontology annotation, cellular component: chromatin; Sin3-type complex. Gene Ontology annotation, biological process: negative regulation of transcription by RNA polymerase II.
AUGUCACAGGUCUGGCAUAAUUCGAAUUCACAGUCAAAUGAUGUGGCUACUUCAAAUGAUGCUGCGGGCUCCAACGAAAGAAACGAAAAAGAACCGCCUCUGCAGGGAAACCAACCUGGUUUUGUUCAACAACAACAGCAACGGAUUACUUUACCCUCGCUAUCUGCCUUGAGCACUAAGGAGGAGGAUAGAAGAGAUUCCAAUGGCCAACAGGCUUUGACUUCUCAUGCUACUCACAUAUUAGGUUAUCCUCCUGCACAUUCAAAUAUCAUGCCCUCAAUUACAACUGAUUCGGCAUUGAAACAGCCUCAUGAGUACCACCCUCACCCUAAAUCUUCCUCCUCCUCUCCCUCCAUAAACGCUUCGGUUAUGAAUGCCGCUUCAGCGCCAGCUCCAGCUCCCCUUCCUACCGUAGGAGCCGCCAGUUUUUCUUUGUCGAGAUUUGACAAUCCAUUACCGAUAAAAGCUCCUGUUCAUACAGAAGACCCAAAAAGUUAUAAUGGCCUUCAGGAAGAAGAAAAAGCAACACACAGGGUUCAAGAUUGCAAGGAAGUUCUCGCCGGUGUGCAACCUGCUGAUACCGACCCUAACAGUAACCAUACAGAUGCUAAUGAUGACAAUAAUAACGAAAAUUCUAACGAUGAAGAUGCUGAUUACAGACCUCUAAAUGUCAAAGAUGCCCUUUCUUACCUCGAACAGGUCAAAUUUCAAUUUAGUUCGCGUCCGGAUAUUUACAAUUUAUUUUUAGAUAUUAUGAAGGAUUUCAAGUCCCAGGCAAUAGACACACCGGGAGUUAUCGAAAGAGUAUCCACUCUAUUCAGAGGCUAUCCAAUUUUGAUUCAAGGGUUCAACACUUUUCUGCCCCAAGGUUAUAGGAUCGAAUGCUCCACCAACCCGGACGACCCCAUUAGAGUCACUACCCCCAUGGGUACUACGACAGUAAACAAUAACAUCAGUCCACCUGGCAGAGGUACCGUGGACGCACAGGACCUCGGUUCCCUUCCAGAAACCGACGGAAAUGGUAUCCAGCAAUCACAAAAUGUGCCAAUGGUACCUUCGAAUGUUUACCACUCGGAACAGAACCAAGAUCAACAGCAGUCUUUGCCUUUUUCAGCUACUUCCGCUGGAUUGCCUUCAAUUCAACAACCUGAAAUGCCCGCACAUCACCAAAUUCCACAAAGUCAAUCUUUAGCACCCCAAGAAGAUGUCAAGAAAAAUGUUGACGUCGAAUUUAGUCAGGCCAUAAGCUACGUUAAUAAGAUUAAAACAAGAUUUGCUGAUCAACCUGAUAUUUACAAGCAUUUCUUGGAAAUACUGCAAACUUAUCAACGAGAACAAAAGCCAAUAAACGAAGUCUACGCACAGGUGACGCAUCUUUUCCAAAAUGCGCCUGAUUUACUAGAAGAUUUUAAGAAAUUUUUGCCAGACUCUUCAGCUUCUGCCAACCAGCAGGUGCAGCAUGUUCAGCAACAUGCUCAGCAGCAACACGAGGCCCAAAUGCACGCUCAAGCUCAAGCUCAGGCUCAAGCUCAGGCUCAAGCUCAGGCUCAAGCUCAGGCUCAGGCUCAGGCUCAGGCUCAGGCUCAGGCUCAAGCUCAGGCUCAGGCUCAGGCUCAGGUUCAGGCAGAACAGCAGCAGCAGCAAAAGCAGCAGCAGCAAUUCUUGUAUCCAGCUUCAGGCUAUUACGGUCAUCCUCCUAACCGAGGUAUCCCACAACAAAACUUGCCACCUAUUGGAAGUUUUUCGCCUCCGACAAACGGUUCUACCGUACAUGAAAACUAUCAGGAUCAGCAGCACAUGCAACCACCCCAUUUGAUUCCCUUACCAUCGAUGGUUCAACAUGGGCCCAACAUAGUUCAUCAAGGGAUUGCAAAUGAAAAUUUACCCCUGUCGGAUCUGAGAACGUCUCUUACCGACCAGUACGCUCCUUCUACUAUCCAACAACAACAACAGCAUUCGCAGAGUAUUAGUCCUAUAGCAAAUACGCAAUAUGGCGAUAUCCCCGUUAGACCAGAAAUAGAUUUAGAUCCCAGCAUUGUUCCUGUGGUCCCUGAACCGACUGAGCCCAUCGAAGACAAUAUAUCGCUUAAUGAAGAAGUCACUUUCUUCGAGAAGGCAAAGAGGUAUAUCGGUAAUAAACAUUUAUACACGGAGUUUUUGAAAAUAUUAAAUUUGUAUUCUCAAGAUAUACUUGAUCUUGACGAUUUAGUGGAAAAGGUAGAUUUUUACUUGGGUUCCAACAAGGAACUAUUUACGUGGUUCAAGAAUUUUGUUGGUUACCAAGAAAAAACCAAAUGUAUCGAGAAUAUUGUUCAUGAGAAACACAGACUGGAUUUAGAUUUAUGUGAGGCAUUUGGUCCAAGCUAUAAGAGAUUACCUAAAAGCGAUACUUUCAUGCCAUGCUCAGGUAGAGAUGAUAUGUGUUGGGAAGUCUUGAAUGACGAAUGGGUUGGACAUCCUGUAUGGGCUUCCGAAGAUUCCGGAUUUAUUGCCCAUCGUAAAAACCAAUAUGAAGAAACUUUAUUCAAGAUUGAAGAAGAAAGACAUGAGUAUGAUUUCUAUAUCGAAUCGAAUUUAAGAACUAUCCAAUGCUUGGAAACAAUUGUAAAUAAGAUUGAAAAUAUGACUGAGAAUGAAAAGGCUAAUUUUAAACUGCCUCCUGGUCUUGGUCAUACUUCAAUGACUAUUUAUAAGAAAGUGAUAAGGAAAGUUUAUGAUAAGGAAAGGGGGUUUGAGAUUAUUGACGCUUUGCAUGAACAUCCUGCUGUGACAGCGCCAGUCGUUCUCAAAAGACUAAAGCAAAAGGAUGAAGAAUGGAGAAGGGCUCAACGUGAGUGGAAUAAAGUUUGGAGAGAGCUAGAACAGAAGGUUUUCUUCAAGUCACUAGAUCAUUUAGGUUUAACAUUUAAGCAGGCUGAUAAAAAAUUAUUAACUACAAAGCAGUUGAUAUCGGAGAUUAGUAGCAUCAAAGUCGAUCAAACAAACAAAAAAAUUCAUUGGUUAACUCCUAAACCAAAGAGCCAGUUAGAUUUUGAUUUCCCUGAUAAGGAUAUUUUCUAUGAUAUCUUUUGUUUGGCCGACAGUUUUAUAACUCAUACCACAGCUUAUUCAAACCCUGAUAAGGAAAGGUUGAAAGAUUUAUUGAAAUACUUCAUAUCUUCUUUUUUCUCUAUUUCUUUGGAAAAAAUCGAAGAAUCACUGCAAUCCCAUAAGCAAAACGUGUCGGAAUCUAGCGGGUCUGACGAUGGGGGUUCCACUGCUUCGAGGAAAAGGCCGUAUCAACAGGAAAUGAGUUUACUUGAUAUUUUACACAGAAGCAGAUACCAAAAGCUAAAGCGUUCUAAUGAUGAAGAUGGCAAAGUGCCACAACUCUCAGAACCGCCUGACGAAGAACCUAAUACUAUUGAGGAAGAAGAACUCAUCGAUGAAGAAGCCAAAAAUCCGUGGCUGACUGGAAAUUUGGUGGAAGAAGCAAACUCUCAGGGUAUUAUUCAAAAUCGCAGUAUCUUUAAUCUAUUUGCUAAUACGAAUAUUUACAUCUUUUUCCGUCAUUGGACAACGAUUUAUGAGCGGCUUUUGGAAAUCAAGCAAAUGAAUGAAAAGGUCACAAAGGAAAUCAAUACAAGGUCGACGGUUAUUUUUGCCAAAGAUCUAGAUCUACUGCCAAAUCAACUUUCUGAAAUGGGGCUAGAUUUUAUUGGUGAGGACGCUUACAAACAGGUGUUAAAGUUGAGUAGAAGAUUGAUUAAUGGGGACCUUGAACAUCAGUGGUUUGAAGAGAGUUUGCGUCAAGCUUACAACAACAAAGCCUUUAAACUCUAUACAAUUGACAAAGUUACCCAAUCGUUAGUGAAGCACGCUCACACCUUGAUGACUGACGCUAAAACUGCAGAAAUAAUGGCUUUGUUCGUCCAGGAUAGAAACGCCUCUACCACUAGUGCGAAAGACCAAAUUAUUUAUCGCUUGCAGGUCCGUUCGCAUAUGUCCAACACAGAGAAUAUGUUUAGGAUAGAGUUUGAUAAAAGAACUUUGCAUGUUUCCAUUCAAUAUAUUGCCCUUGAUGAUUUAACACUAAAGGAACCUAAGGCUGACGAGGAUAAAUGGAAAUAUUACGUAACAUCGUAUGCUCUGCCACAUCCAACAGAAGGUAUUCCGCACGAGAAACUGAAGAUACCAUUUUUGGAAAGGCUCAUUGAAUUUGGGCAAGAUAUAGAUGGAAGAGAAGUAGAUGAGGAGUUCUCCCCCGAAGGCAUCUCUGUAUCGACAUUAAAAAUUAAGAUUCAGCCUGUAACCUACAAAUUGCAUAUCGAAAACGGGUCUUACGAUGUUUUUACCCGUAAAGCCAUUAACAAAUAUCCUACUGUUGCUAAUGAUGAUACUCACAAGGAAAUGGUUUCCCAGAAGAAGGAGUUGAUAUCAAAAUUUUUAGACUGCGCAGUUCGUUUGAGAAAUAAUUUGGAUGAGACUGAAAAAUCAAGUAUGCAAAAAAAAUGGGAGAGCCUAAAAGAGACUACAGCAAAGAUGAGUAUUGGCGACCAGGUAAUAGACACCAAAGUCGAAGAAGGUGAAAACACGAAACAGGAGCAGCUAGAUGAUUUGGCCAGUUCCGAUGUGAAUGUAUUGCCUUCUUUCAUUCCUACUGUACCACAAGAUGGUAACGUAGAAGCGACUGAAAGCACCGGACCUACAGACAAAGAAGCUAAAAUCCAAUAA